Dermatophagoides pteronyssinus (European house dust mite) is the source of this 1814-nucleotide messenger RNA. RefSeq lists its product as uncharacterized. Gene Ontology annotation, molecular function: DNA-binding transcription factor activity; RNA polymerase II cis-regulatory region sequence-specific DNA binding. Lineage: Eukaryota; Metazoa; Arthropoda; Arachnida; Sarcoptiformes; Pyroglyphidae. Gene Ontology annotation, biological process: regulation of transcription by RNA polymerase II. The record is from RefSeq and is a predicted model, not a curated record.
AAUCAAUCAUUUAACUGUCAUUGUUUAGUGUUUGUACUAUUUCGACUAGUGUUUGUACGUGUUUCUUUUGUGUAUAAUAAAAAUCAUCAUUUCGAAAUUAUUAUUUUUUUUCAACUUUUUAAAAGAAUCAAAUCUAAUUAGAUUUCUUCAUCAUGGGUUCUUCAUCAUCAACAUUAUCACCUAUUGAUAAUAAUCAAUUCGAUCAGGAAAAAAUUAUGUCAACAUUAUCAGUAAUAUCAUCACGAUUAGAUCGAAUGGAAACGAUGCUUUUUGAAUUGAAGGAUUCUGUAAAAAUCAAUAAAAUCACCGAACAUCAUCAUCAUCAUCAACAUCCUUCAUCUGAUUUGAUUGAAAUCCAAACAAAUCAGCAAAUCAAUAAUGAUAAUUUGGAGCAACAACAACAACAACAAAUGGAUUUGUUAUCAAAUAGUACUUCGUUGCCCGAUGAUGAUGAUGAUGAAGAAGAAUAUUUCACCAAUGUAGAAUCAAAUGAUGAAUCAUCAAAACAAACAAGAAUUACAACAAAUAAUGAUGAUGAUGAAGAUUCGAAUGAUAAUCAUCAAUCGAAUGUAAAAAAUACAUCAUUACUGAAUAAAGAUUUAGAUUCUUCGAAUAUGAUAAUCGAAACUAAUGGCAAUAUUGGAGAUGAUGAUGAUGAUACUGUUGAUGAUUGUUUGCCUGAUCGACAUCAACGCAUACAUUCAUGUGAUAAGCGAUUCAAAUGUGAUCACUGUCCAUUUGCAACUGAAUACAAAUCUUCUUUAGAAAGACACAUUCGUAUGCAUAAAGGUGAUAAAAGAUACAAAUGUGAUAAUUGUCAAUAUUCAACAUUACACAAAUAUUCUUUACAAAUACAUACUCGUAUACAUUCAGGUGACAAACCAUACAAAUGUGAUCACUGUUCAUAUUCAACAACACAACAAGGCAAUUUAAAAAACCAUAUUCGUAUACAUACAGGUGAUAAACCAUACAAAUGUGAUCACUGUCCAUUUGCAACAGUAUACAAAUCUUCUUUAAAAAGCCAUAUUCGUAUACAUACAGGUGAAAAUCCAUACAAAUGUGAUCAAUGUUCAUAUGGAACUUCAUUCAAAAAUGCUUUACAAAUACAUACUCGUAUACAUACAGGUGACAAACCAUACAAAUGUAAACAAUGUGAAUAUUCAACCACACAACAAUGUAAUUUACAAUCACAUAUCCGUAUACAUACAGGUGAAAAACCAUACAAAUGUGAUCAUUGUCAAUAUGCAACAGCACACAAUUCUUCUUUGAAAAGUCAUCAACGCAUACAUUCAUGUGAUAAACGAUACAAAUGUGAUCACUGUGGAUAUGCGACUGAAUACAAAAGCAAUUUAAAAAGGCAUAUUCGUAUAUAUACAGGUAAAAAAUCAUACAAAUGUGAUCAAUGUGAGUAUGCAACUUUAUUCAAAUCAGCUUUACAAUGGCAUAUUCUUAUACAUACAGGUGAUAAACCAUACAAAUGUCAACAAUGUGAAUAUACAACAAUACGAAAAUAUCAUUUACAAAGUCAUAUUCGUAUACAUAGUGGUGAUAAACCAUUCAAAUGUCAACAAUGUGAAUAUGCAACAAUACGAAAAUAUCAUUUUCAAAGUCAUAUUCGUAUACAUAGUGGUGAAAAACCAUUCAAAUGUCAACAAUGUGAAUAUGCAACAACACAACAAAAUAAUUUAAAAAGACAUCUUCGUAUACAUACAGGUGAUAAACCAUACAAAUGUGAUCAAUGUCCAUAUGCAUCUGCAGACAAUUCUAAUUUAAAAAAUCAUAAACUUCAUAAACAUCCUUCAUAUGAUAAUUAA